GGGAUGUGCUUAGAUACCAACUGAAGGGAGGCAAUUACAAUUUCAACAAAAUAGGUAGUCGGUUAAAGAUUUUGGCUUGACUCUUCUUUUACAAUUGCCUUUUAACAAAUGGUACGUCUAACAACUUGAGUCGAGCAAUUUGUGCUUGCUCCUUGGAUGCUCAGGCCACGUGAGAUCUUUUGGAUAUAAUUUCUCCAGAACCCUUUCCUCAUUAUAAAGAUCCAACCUCGAUUCGUAGCAACCAAUGUAAAGUAUGGUGGUCCUUAUUGACGGCAUUAAAUACGCUUGCCAGAGUUGUAUUAAAGGCCACAGAGUGGCUCAAUGUCAGCACAAGGAGCGGCCCUUACAGCCAUUGCAACGCAAAGGACGGCCGAUCAGCCAGUGCAAUCAUUGUCGCGGAAACCGAUUGAAAAACAAAUCGCACGUCAAAUGCACCUGUGCUAUAUCUUCAGUACCUAAUCCUAUAAACGGUUGCAUGUGCCAUGUCAUUGAUCUAUGCACUUGCGUCUCGUUUGACUUACAAGAUACAUCUAUCUCGCCCACGUCGCCUAAUUUAGCCAGAGACAGCAAAGUCGAAAAGUUAAGCCCAACACUCGCGCAACAUCCAAACACCGAUGAUAGUGGACCACCGUCAGUGGUAGAUCAAGAUGUUUGGAACACUGUGAUGGGCGACAUUGAUAUCAUAUGCGAUAACAGUUCUCGAUUCCCAAUAAGAAAAUCGGUUGAAGGAGACGGAAACGGGUAGUAGUAAUAAGAAAGCUAAUACAGAUCGGUCUCCAUGUAAUCUACGCUGAAUCCUCGGUCGUGCAAUGUUUGGUUCUUGAUUUUUUCCCGCUUCUGCUUUGAUUCCAAUUCCUCGCGCUGU
Molecule: messenger RNA, 865 nt
Organism: Umbelopsis ramanniana AG
Lineage: Eukaryota; Fungi; Mucoromycota; Umbelopsidomycetes; Umbelopsidales; Umbelopsidaceae
Exons: 4
Coding region: 254-745 (163 amino acids)
Biological process (GO): intracellular copper ion homeostasis; positive regulation of transcription by RNA polymerase II; intracellular iron ion homeostasis
Cellular component (GO): nucleus
Molecular function (GO): RNA polymerase II cis-regulatory region sequence-specific DNA binding; DNA-binding transcription factor activity, RNA polymerase II-specific; copper ion binding
Source: RefSeq, a predicted model, not a curated record